UGCAGAGCGUGAUGCCAGAUUCACCAGGGGCUCCACUUAGGACCCAGCAUGCUCUUCCCAGGGCCGGGUAAGUAGCAGCCACCAUGAAUUAAGGUGUGGCCCUGUCACUCACGGGCUGUGGACCUGCUUCUGAAUAGAAAGGCUUAAUUCUGACAGCAUCCUCUGAACAGAGGGUCUUGCCAGUCAUGGACAACAACUUCACCUCCUGGCUGAGCCACUCUUCCUGGGAGCGCCGGAGGGCAUGGGCCAAGCCAAGUGUGGCUGUAGAAGAAGAGGGGUCCCAUGCUGAAGAGGAGGCAUCCCGCACAACCCAAGAAGCUCUUGAACCCUCAUUCUUGGAGGAUGGUUUCUUGCAAGGGAGCUCAUCCAAAAAGAUUGAGAGCUGGCUGCAGGAAUGCAGCUCUUCACUGGACCCCUUCUCAGAGAGCAUCUCUGCUCCGGGUGCCUAUGCUGGAUCCUGCAGCAACAGAACCAGCUUUGAAGAUGACCUUAGCCUGGGAGCAGAAGCAAUGGUGCUACUGGACAAAGACAGAGCUGAGCCUAGGUCCCAAAAGCAUACAUUCUGGCCUUCCCAACAUCUCAAUCUGGAUCACAGCAUGACUUCCAGUGCCGUCUCAGGCAGCACUAACAAGACCAGCUCCAGCAUCUCUGAGGUGCUGGACCUCUGUGAAGCUGAUGCUGAGACCAUCUUGUGCAACCUGGGCUUCGUACAAGAGGAGACACAGGCUGCAUCUUGGAUCCCAUCUCGGUUCUUCUCAGUUCCCUCCCAAGCUGAGGGCAUUGAUUUCCAGCUCUUCCUCAGAGCCCAGGUGCAACGGUUAGAGACGGAGGAUCCUUGCUUGAUGUUAGCAAGUCGGUUCAAGCAAGUCCAGACUCUGGCUGUAACAGCUGAUGCUUUCUUCUGCCUCUACUCUUAUGUGUCUAAGACUCCCAUCCAAAAGAUUUCCCCUGCCCACUUGUUCUGGGCUUUCCCAGACAUCCCAGAUUCUUGGGAUGUUCCUUCCCAGGCAGAAUCUCGGUCUCCUCUCAAGCGUUUGCAAAAAGCCAUUUCCACGAUGUGCUUGUAUACUUCUGUCCAAGGAGGGCCUCAAGGACCUUCUGCUGUACCAUCUUCUAUGAGCCGUCUGGAACGGGUAGUGUGGGAGGUGAUGGAAAUGGCCUGCAGAGACAAGUUCCACCUUGACGUGGAAGGCGUGAAGGAUGAGACUCACACAGCGCUCCCUGAAGUCCCCUUCCAUCAUGGUGGAAUGGGAAGUGACUCUUCAGAGUCUACCAUAGUGGAUCUGGCUCCUGUGAUUUCUUCCCCCUACUGCCCUGAAGCUACAUCUCAUUCAAAGUUGGAAACGUGGCUUUCUCACUGCAUGGGUAGAGAAAGCAUGGAGGGGCCAGACCACCUUGGCCAUCGAGAACUGUACUGUUAUGGACACCAUUCUCUAGAAGUGGUUUCAUCUCCAGAGGAAAGCAGUGAAGAAUCCCUUGGGGAGUGGUCAGCAGAAAGGGACUCACCCACCAGAGGGGAGAACUGUAUGGACAUCUUGACAGAUUUGAGGUAGCACAGUGGCUAAGAGUGUGAGCCAUAAGCCAGAAAGCUGGCAGAUCAAAUGCUGCUUUCAUUGUGAACUUAGCAGUGAUCUGCUACAUGUUCGAAAGCACAUCAAAGUGCAAGUAGAUAAAUAGGUACCGCUCCAAGUGAGAAGGUAAAGGGCGUUUCCGUGCACUGCUCUGAUUCGCCAGAAGCAUGCUGGCCACAUGACCUAGAAACUGUAUGCCGGCUCCCUCGGCCAAUAAAGCGAGAUGAGCGCCGCAACCCCAGAGUCGUCCGCGACUGGACCUAAUGGUCAGGGGUCCCUUUACCUUUAAAAACAGUGUGUUUCCACCGACAAUUUCUUUUGUCAUCUAGCUCAAAUAUUGAUUCAAGAGAUUGUCUAAUUAAAUGCUAAAAAAUAUAAAGGCAUGUGGGGAUAUCUGUUGCAUCAACAUGUGACUUAUGGAACUGAAAGUAAAAAGAGCAAUUUCCACAGGGGAAACUUUCCACACCAUUUCUGAAA
This is a messenger RNA of Zootoca vivipara (common lizard), 2048 nucleotides long. RefSeq names its product thymocyte expressed, positive selection associated 1 (gene TESPA1). Lineage: Eukaryota; Metazoa; Chordata; Lepidosauria; Squamata; Lacertidae. The record is from RefSeq and is a predicted model, not a curated record. Gene Ontology annotation, molecular function: signaling receptor binding.